Xylaria bambusicola is the source of this 1228-nucleotide messenger RNA. RefSeq lists its product as uncharacterized. The record is from RefSeq and is a predicted model, not a curated record. The coding region runs from base 86 to 877 and encodes 263 amino acids. NCBI's taxonomy places the organism in Eukaryota, Fungi, Ascomycota, Sordariomycetes, Xylariales, Xylariaceae. The transcript is spliced from 2 exons.
CUGUAAUUCAUACGCCUGAUUGUUGAAUACAAUAUCUAUUUACCCCACGUACAGGUUACCUUCUACGCUGCUUACUUACGUAUAUAUGCGAUUACCUAAGCUAACCCUGCAUGACCUCCGAGAGAGACCACCUGUAACUGUACAAGCAACAACGAUGGAUGAACACUGUUGUACAGUUGUGUUGAAAGACAAUCAAGCUGGCUCUUGCGAUAUGCUUCCGGCUACAUACGGUGGGAGCGCGCUGUCUCCGGAAGACCGUAUGACAACGACCGGAACAAUCCACUGCUCCCUCCCUGUAUCACUCGAGGACACCGAUAUUGACCUAUUGCCCGACACCAAAGUCAUCAGUAUUAACCUGAUCAGAAAUGUAUCAAAUAUCGAGAUGCAUGAUCUGUUGGCUUCGAACAAUGUCAUUCCACCACGGCUCUCACUAGACAUGGACGAAUUAGCAUACUUAAACCACUUCGCUGCGAGAACUCUUAACGCUGCAAAUUAUGCCUACUUGACAGAUAUUGAGCCUAUAUGGGACCUUAGCUCGCUUGAGUUCAUGAGUGGGCGGGCCCUCAGAAUUGAAUCGGGUGACGCUCAGAUGUACCUUUGGAUGAGCUUAACUUUAGGUAUGGGCAUGGUUGCAAUCGCUGUUCUCGUAGCUAUAUUUUGGAUUCUCAUUAGACUCAGACAGCAACUGAGAUGCUUAGCAACAUGGCCCCGAGCUGCUACUGAAGAGGCCCGAACACGGCAGGAGACAGAACCUAUGCCGGCUGCGGUUGAACUAUGUGAAGUUGAGGGGGAUGGCAUUGUGCGGGAGAAGCCGGAUGAUCAUAAGUUUAUCUAUGAAUUACCUGUGGUGCCUGCAGAGUUACCAACUUGUGCUUAAACCACCAUAGUUGGGACGAUGUAGGCAGCCUUGGUAGUACUAACGACUCUCUGGUAUUCGGGAAUCACCUACUUCCCAUACACCGCAUGUUGAUUUUUAAGCUGCUUCAACAUGUAUGUUAGUGCGCUAUAUUAUCUGAUUUCUUUUAUGCACCACGUUGUUUGGUAAGGAUGGAGUACCCGGCGGUGUUCUGGUUUCAUAUCGGCGACUGGGAGAGGCGAACAUUAUCAAUCCCCGUACCCUUUCCCGUACUUUUGGGCAGUCCCAUCAGACAAGCAUCGGAUAUUUCUCCCUCUCGCCGCUUGAAUACUAGGGGACAAACCGCCAAAGGGUUAUUGUGUCGUGUGUGCC